AUGGAUUUAGAACCGUUAGAUUUAUCGAUAACAUCUAAUAAGAAACAAUUUACUUUAAAUCGUUUAAAUAAUACAAAUGAUUGUGAAACUAAAAAGAAAAUACGAAAAACAAGUAAAGCAUUGUUACCGUGUGAAGUUUGUAAGAAAACUUUUGAUAGACCAUCAUUAUUGAAACGGCAUAUUCGAACACAUACUGGUGAAAAACCACACAUUUGUGAAAUAUGUACAAAAGGCUUUUCGACAAGUUCAUCCCUAAAUACUCACAGGCGAAUACAUACUGGUUUAAAGCCUCACGUUUGUAUGUACUGUGGAAAACGAUUUACUGCUAGUUCAAAUUUGUAUUAUCAUCGAAUGACCCAUACAAAGAUAAAACCACAUAAAUGUACCCAGUGCACAAGAUCCUUUCCAACUCCUGGUGAUUUACGUUCACAUAUGUAUGUACACAGUGGAUCAUGGCCAUUUCGAUGUCAUAUCUGUUCACGAGGCUUUAGUAAACAAACAAAUUUAAAAAAUCAUGUGGCUAUGCACAAUAAUGGAAAUCGACAGUUUAAUUGUACAAUAUGUAAAAGAAAAUUUGCUGUACAAUGUAAUUUAAAAACGCAUAUAAAAAUACACCAUGAUACUGCAUCUCAACCAGUAAAUAAACCAUUGGAUUUUUCUUCGAAUUAUUCAACGAUUACAAAUAUACUACCAGAAUUAUAUAAAAAUUGGUUAUUAAGCGAUUUUCAUCAUACACCUUUAAAAAUUUCCGAUACGAAAUAA
This is a messenger RNA of Chrysoperla carnea, 762 nucleotides long. RefSeq names its product zinc finger protein 239-like. Gene Ontology annotation, cellular component: nucleus. Lineage: Eukaryota; Metazoa; Arthropoda; Insecta; Neuroptera; Chrysopidae. The record is from RefSeq and is a predicted model, not a curated record. The transcript is spliced from 5 exons. The coding region runs from base 1 to 762 and encodes 253 amino acids.